Aspergillus homomorphus CBS 101889 is the source of this 705-nucleotide messenger RNA. RefSeq lists its product as uncharacterized. The record is from RefSeq and is a predicted model, not a curated record. The transcript has 3 exons. Bases 37 to 705 code for a protein of 222 amino acids. NCBI's taxonomy places the organism in Eukaryota, Fungi, Ascomycota, Eurotiomycetes, Eurotiales, Aspergillaceae.
AAAAAAUAUGAGACUCACAAGCAUCAAUCAAUUAUCAUGGAAAUGUUGCCCAAUGAGCUGCUUACCUCUAUCGGCGAGUAUAGUCGGGAGGGAAGGUACCGCUCAAGAUCCGUUCGGGCCCUGAGCCUAUGCUCUAAGCGCUUCCAUCAUGUCUUUCAACCGCUACUCGAUUCCGACAUCCUGCUUACCGGAAAUCCCCUCACUGCCCGUGAUGUCGCUCUAAUCAUGCGAUUCUGGAAACGUCCAGCACUCGCUUGUCGGGUGCGUCGUUUCGAGGUCCUGUGGGAGGAAUCUGCCAACUCGCGGCGACGCCAUGGGACGUUCAAUACGCAGCAGCCUGAAGCCGUGGUCUUCAUCGAACACGCUCUGACUGAGAUCUUCGGCGACCAGCAACCGCGUCUCAAAUGCAGGUGGAGAGUGCAUCUGUACAACCUGAAUACAGAGGCCUGGGCGGCGAUCCUCCUCGUCCGCUUGACUCGUUUGCGGACCCUGGUGCUGAGCCACAGUGAAGACGAGGGAUUGGUGGCAGAGAUUAUGCGCAGGGCUGCGCAACGGCAGCGACCUUUCCAUCGAGCGCCACCCUUCCCGAUCCUCCAGGAAAUUCAGGCCGAGGCCGCGUGGAGCAGGGCCUGGAGGGUGUGGAAACCAGGGCUUCCCGUCCGCUCAGCCGUACUUAAGCCACACGCCGGGAGGCCGCGUGGAUGA